GUCAGGCUAUAAAUAGGACCGAUGGCUGAUAAAAAGCAGACGAACCAAAAGCGAAAGAUUAGAAAAUUUUCUCUUAGUGUGUGCUGUUGUUAAAUUACUGAACCUGUUCUUUUAAGGAUUGUUUCAUUUCAUUCAUCAAGGGCGACUUGAACAAAUACAGACUUCCUGCCAGCGCCAUGAAUCCCCUUCUCAUUAUCGCACUCUUGGUGCCCAUGACCUUGGCCCAACUUGGGGGGUUUGAACCCAUGCACUUCCUCGACGGAAGUGACCCCAAUGUCCAGUUUGCCGUCAAGGCCAUUAACGAUUUCUACGCUAAGCAAGGGGACAACGCCGUCAGAACAUUCGUCAGUGUUUUACAGUCACAGUCACAGAUUGUAGCUGGCACACACUACCAGUUUACAUUGAAGGUCGCCACAGCUACACAGACUGAGAUCUGCCAGGUUGACGUCUGGUCCCGCCCAUGGCUGUCCGGCAGUGAAGGUCUGCAGACGACCAAGGAUCCAGUCUGUACCCCUCAAGCUAAGAGACAAGUGCUAGUCGGAGGUCCAAUGGUCAUUGACUCCAAUAGAGACGACGUCCAGAAGGCCCUGGACUUUGCUGUGACCACCAUGAACGCCCAGGAAAACUAUCUCUACCUGAGGAAGGCCGUGUCCAUCGCCCAAGUCACCUCUCAGGUUGUAUCUGGAAUCUCGUUCCACUUCACUGGCGUUGUGAUGGCAUCAACCAACUGUGACAAGUCAACCACCCACAACCUCAACGGAUGUGCUGUUGCUAAUGAUGCAGAUACCCGCACCUGUGACUUCAACGUAUGGUGGCAGUCAUGGAUGACUCCCGAGUACCAGCUGACCAAUGUCCACUGCAAUUAAACAGCGACUAACACGAAGCUUCGAGUGUCUUCCACUUCAACAGUUCAAGUUUUGUUACAAAUAAAAACUACCUGUAAAAAACACAACAGAA
Molecule: messenger RNA, 957 nt
Organism: Physella acuta
Lineage: Eukaryota; Metazoa; Mollusca; Gastropoda; Physidae
Cellular component (GO): cytoplasm; vesicle
Molecular function (GO): cysteine-type endopeptidase inhibitor activity
Source: RefSeq, a predicted model, not a curated record